AUGACUACCAUGAACAUGGGAAGUUGCGGAGGAUACGGAACCGGCGGUGAUACCUACAACGCGUAUACCUACGAUGGAUACUAUCAAAGUUACAACAACGUGACCAACAACGAUUAUCCGGUACCACCGACAGAAAGUUUUCACUAUCAACCAUCUUAUUACAACUGCCAAUCAUCUUAUUACACGAGAAACGACAAAGUUUAUCAAAAAAAUUGUGAGGAAUUAAUGAUAAGAAAACACUGCGACGUCGAAGGUAUAAUCACGUCGGAUAACGGUUUAAGUUAUACUAAUUUAGAUAGUUAUCAAGUUGUUAAAAUGGAUAAAACAACGGAAGAUAAUAAUAAAUCUAAUUGGUACGUAAAUGAUGAAAUCGGACAAUACAUGCAGUGCAGUGGCGGUUCAGAUUUUGAUAAUUUUAAUUUGCAUUACGUAAAAGACGAUUAUCAAACCGAAAUUUGGGGAGGCGGAAAUACUCAUGCUCCGGAUGACGUGUACGCAUCUCAAAACAUGCAAAAUCAAAACAAAAACAACAGGCUGCUAAAUAUAAACAAUCCUCACGAGUCGUCUAUAGGCAAAGCGGUACCGACUUAUAAAUGGAUGCAAGUAAAGAGAAACGUACCCAAACCUAACGGUCCGAAAAUACCGCCGACUCCACCGUCUGAAUUCGGUCUCGUUAACAACGGUUACAAUGGUACAAUGCUCACGACGCCAUCAUCUAGUUGUAUGCCUCUUAACAAUCCUGGACUCCUAUGUCAGAACAAUACGGGUCGCACUAAUUUCACAAACAAACAAUUAACGGAAUUAGAAAAAGAAUUUCAUUUUAACAAAUAUUUAACACGAGCUAGAAGAAUAGAAAUUGCAUCCGCGUUGCAAUUAAAUGAAACUCAAGUUAAAAUAUGGUUUCAAAAUCGAAGAAUGAAACAGAAAAAAAGAGUCAAAGAAGGUUUGAUACCUCCGGAUAAUUCAAAUUUAAAUAACGGCGUAGGUUUUCCAUUGAACACCAGCAACAGUACGAGUAAUUCACCGCAGGGAUGCGUCGAUAGCGUAGCUGGAAUCCACAGCGAAAACAGUCAGGAAUGA
Messenger RNA from Pediculus humanus corporis (human body louse), 1080 nucleotides. RefSeq lists its product as uncharacterized. NCBI's taxonomy places the organism in Eukaryota, Metazoa, Arthropoda, Insecta, Psocodea, Pediculidae. The coding region runs from base 1 to 1080 and encodes 359 amino acids. Gene Ontology annotation, molecular function: DNA-binding transcription factor activity, RNA polymerase II-specific; RNA polymerase II cis-regulatory region sequence-specific DNA binding. The record is from RefSeq and is a predicted model, not a curated record. Gene Ontology annotation, biological process: regulation of transcription by RNA polymerase II. Gene Ontology annotation, cellular component: nucleus. The transcript is spliced from 3 exons.